AAUAUAUAAUAAGGCAUCCAAAAUCCAUUAUUUAAAAAGAUAAUGUUUUUUAUAAUAUAAACAAUCCAUGUAUUAGGGUGAAAAAUACUAUAAAAGAGAAUAAAAUCAGUAUAUUGUAAUAACCAAAACCAAAGGGAAUUGAGAGAGUGUGAAGAAAUGGAUUUGAAUGGAAAUGGAAAUGGAAAUGGGAUUUUAAAAGUUGUGGACAACGUUGAAGAGAGUGAUGUUUCAUUUGUUCGUAUAAUUUGGGUUAAUCAUUCAGGACAAUACAAAUGUCGUGCUAUUCCUAGAAAGUAUUUCUACGAAACAGUUACGAAGAAUGGUGUUGCUUUACCACCUGUGACUAUGGUAAGGACUUCUUUAUUGGAAAAACCUGCACCUGGUUCUGGUGUCGAUUUUGUUGGUGAAGCAAGACUAACACCUGAUUUGUCUACUAUAAAAACAAUUCCAUGGUGUAAACAAGAUGAAAUGGUUUUAGGAGAUCUGAAUGUUAAACCUGGUCAAGCAUCAGAACAUUGUCCAAGAGAGACUUUUAGAAGAGUUACCAAAAUUCUCAAAGAUGAAUUUGACUUGAUAAUAAGUACAGGAUUCGAGGUUGAGUUUUAUCUUUUAAAGAGCAUAAUAAGGGAAGGAAAACAAGAAUGGGUAGAAAUUGACUCUAGUCCUUACUGCUGUACAUCAGCAUUUGAUGUUGCUUGCCCAAUACUUCGUGAAAUUGCAUCUGCUUUGCAAUCCAUAGGCAUUCAAAUAGAACAGCUACAUGUAGAAACUGGAAAAGGUCAAUUUGAGGUGGUUUUGAAGCAUACCAUUUGUAAUAAAGCUGUAGACAAUUUAGUUUACACACGUGAAAUUAUUAAGGCAAUUGCUAGGAAACAUGGCUUGCUCGCAACUUUUGUUCCAAAGUACAACUUAGACGAUGCGGGUUCUGCAUGCCAUGCACAUCUAAGCUUAUGGCAGAAUGGAAAAAAUGUGUUUAUGGCAUCUGAUGAAUCAUCAAAAUAUGGAAUAUCAACUUUGGGAAAAGAGUUUAUGGCUGGAAUUCUAUAUCAUCUUUCUUCUAUUUUGUCAUUCAUAACACCUCUUCCAAUCAGUUAUGAAAGGUUACAAUCGACCACAUGGGGUACGUAUUUGUUUUGGGGGAAUGAAAAUAAGGAAGCUCCACUGCGAGCUGCAUCUUCGUUUGGAACACCCGAUGGUUUGAAGAGUAAUUUUGAGAUUAGGUUAAUAGAUGGUUGUGCAAACCCAUACUUUGGCUUAUCGGCUAUAAUUGCUGCUGGCAUUGACGGUCUUCGUCGACAUCUUACUCUUCCUGAACCUAUUGAUAUACAUCCAGAUCUAGAAACUCUUGAAAGAAUUCCAAAAUCACUUUCUGAAUCAUUAGAAGCUCUCCAUAAGGCCAAAUUCCUUGAGGAAUUUUUUGGUAAUAAGUUGCUGACUGCCAUAAAAGCAAUUCAAAAGGUCGAAAUUGACCAAUACUCGAAGAACAAAGACGCAUACAAACAACUCAUUCAUCGAUAUUGAUUUUGAAGAAUUAGUGUCAUUUUGGAUUUUCUAUUUAAAAAUUUAUCUGAGUUUAGUUUUGUAUUUUGUGGUGUGGUUAAUAUCGUUAAUUUUGGAUUCUUUGUUUAAAAAGUUAUUUGAGUUGAGUUUUGUAUUUUGUGGUGUGGUUGAUAUCAAAGUCUAGAAUGACCUUAUUUACAAUUGGAUUCUGAAUGUUGAAUAAUUGAAGGAUUCUAUUAAGUUCCA
Messenger RNA from Lathyrus oleraceus (garden pea), 1746 nucleotides. RefSeq lists its product as uncharacterized. The coding region runs from base 157 to 1521 and encodes 454 amino acids. The record is from RefSeq and is a predicted model, not a curated record. Gene Ontology annotation, molecular function: glutamine synthetase activity. The transcript is spliced from 10 exons. Lineage: Eukaryota; Viridiplantae; Streptophyta; Magnoliopsida; Fabales; Fabaceae.